Molecule: messenger RNA, 1507 nt
Organism: Diospyros lotus (date-plum)
Lineage: Eukaryota; Viridiplantae; Streptophyta; Magnoliopsida; Ericales; Ebenaceae
Product: aluminum-activated malate transporter 10-like
Exons: 6
Coding region: 1-1479 (492 amino acids)
Biological process (GO): malate transport
Cellular component (GO): plant-type vacuole membrane
Source: RefSeq, a predicted model, not a curated record
AUGGCCACUACAAAAGCCAUUGGAGCAAAUGAAUGGAGGAAAAAAGAAGCAAAUGGCUCAUCAGAAAUUUUGCCACCAGAGUCAGGACCUGUCAAGAGUGCAUGUUUAAAGGCGUGGGUUUUUCUGAAGAAGGCAUGGGAAGUAGGCGUAGAUGACCCCAGAAAAGUGAUCCAUUGUGUUAAAGUAGGGCUGGCUCUUACAGUUGUCUCAUUGUUCUACUAUACAAGACCUUUGUAUGAAGGUUUUGGAGGGAAUGCCAUGUGGGCAGUUAUAACGGUUGUUGUAAUAUUCGAGCACACUGUAGGUGCAACAAUCUGCAAGUGCUUGAACAGAGCAGCUGGAACUUUUAUUGCUGGAUUUCUGGCGGUUGGUGUUCACUAUAUCGCUUGUCAAUCAGGCGAAAAAUUUGAACCUAUCAUUGUUGGUGUCUCGGUUUUCCUGUUGGCUUCAGCAGCAACCUUCUCUCGAUUCAUUCCUGUGAUCAAAGCUCGGUUUGAUUAUGGUGCUAUGAUCUUCAUCAUGACAUUCAGCCUAGUUUCACUCUCAGGUUACCGGGUGGAGAAACUGCUUGAUUUAGCAUAUGAAAGAUUAUCCACCAUUAUCUUGGGGACUACUAUUUGCCUUCUUACAAGCAUGCUUGUUUGCCCCAUUUGGGCCGGCGAGGAGCUCUACCAUCUCAUCAUUCGAAACAUGGAUAACCUAGCUGAUUCCUUGGACUGUUGUGCUGCUCUAUACUUCAGCGAUGGUAGGAGAACCAUCGGCGUUGACGAAGGAUCUGAAAAGAAACUGGAAGGCUACAAGUGCGUGCUGAACUCCAAGGCAGUGGAAGAGUCCAUGGCUGGAUUUGCUAGAUGGGAGCCUGCACACGGCUACUUCAGCUUCCGGCAUCCAUGGAAACUAUAUCUCACGGUUGGAGUGUCAAUGCGCAGCUGUGCUUGCCGCAUAGAAGCACUGAACAGCUGUCUUAUCUCUGAAACUGAUUUGCAGGCUCCUGACACCAUAAAGAAGCAUGUAAGCGAUAUCUGCCUGAGAGUGAGCAUCAAAUGCUCAAGCGUCAUAAGAGAAUUGGCAACAAACAUCAAGACAAUGAGGAAAUCGCCAAAGCUGGAUCUCUUAAUCGAAGAAAUGAACGCUGCGGUAGAAGAGCUCCAAAAUGAUCUCAAGGUCCUUCCGGCUUUGCUCGUUCCCAGAAAUGGCAAUGGCAAUGGCAAUGGCGAAGGCGAACCAGAGCGUAAUUCGCGGACUUCUUCCCCUGUUCCCCUUGCGGAGCUCAUUCCACUGGCGACUUUUGCCUCUUUGCAGAUCGAGAUCGCGGCACGAGUCGAAGCCAUUGUUGAUGCAGUCGAAAAGCUCGGAUCCAUGGCUGAAUUCAAGCCGGCGACUGAUGAGAAGUCCAAAAAGAAUAAACUCGGUGACAUGAUUUUAGCCGAUGAUGAUGGGAUUGAGGAGGAAGCCAUAAAGGUCCUUUCCAAAGUCUGACAAGCUACUACCGGUUCAAAGUUCGAUU